Bursaphelenchus xylophilus (pine wood nematode) is the source of this 1111-nucleotide messenger RNA. Lineage: Eukaryota; Metazoa; Nematoda; Chromadorea; Rhabditida; Aphelenchoididae. The record is from the annotation of a GenBank genome assembly.
AUGUUGUGGCGUCGUUCUUUGGCCGGUGUUCGGCGAUAUUCUUCCGAGAAUAAGAAACGUAUUCCCAGCGGGUAAGCGGAUAUUACACUUGAUUUUUUGACGAUUUAGGCGGAAAAACUAGAGUACUCACAAACUGAUGUCUUUAGUUGAGAUUGAGAGGGAUUUUGGAUGGUUUCUUAUUGAUUGUUACAUCUGUUUUAUAUGUUUUUUAUUAUGCCGCGGGAGAUAUGUCUAAAACAAUGUUUUGCCUUCGAUAAAAUAGAUUUGACCUAAUUAUCUCUUGAGAAUUUGUUAGAACGUAUAAAUCGUAAAUUUGCGUUUACAUAGUCCUAUUAACGCGUUAUAUUAUUCUAUAGGCUGAAGGAAAUUCAUCAAACCCAAAUCGAAGGUGGGAUCCCCCCGUUGAACUAUGAGCAGCAACGAGAUAAAGUGUGGCUUGGUCGACAAUUUGGACGCUAUGGUCUUGCUGCCAACAUUGAAUUGGGAAAAUUAUGGCCAACAGUGGAGGUAACCCGGGGAUUGGUGUAAAAUAAGGUCUGAAAAUCGUUUUCCAGGAAAUAAAUGAGAUCAACGAGCUAAAGUUUUAUCGACCUGCUAAAGAGGCUGUUGAGUUGGCCCAGAAGAUCGCAAAGGAAGAAGAAGCUAGAAAACGAAAGCAGUAAGUUUCUUUGCUCAUAUUUUUGUUGGAUUUUUAGGUGUGAAAACAUGGAAAAAGCAGUGAAAACCGUUAUCAAUUUGCUUUUUGUUUGGAUUAUUAAUGAGUUUAUUUGUUUAGCAUUGAAACAGUGAAGAAGAACCUCCAAGAUUAUGACAAAGUCCUCUCUGAAUAUAAGGAAUCCCUGAACGCACCCCCGGCCGAGAAAACGCCGGAAGAAUUGGCAAAUGAAAGGCGUAUGCAAGAGAUUCAAGAGUACUUUGGGUACUGGAUUGACCCCAGUGAUCCACGGUUUGAGGUUAUGUUGAAGCAAAAGGAGGCUGAGGAGGCGAAGGUAUGGUUUUGACAUUAUACUUGAUAUCUGUCAUGGAUAAUGUAUAAUUUUUUUGUUUUUAGGCCGAAAAGAUGGCUAAGAAGGAGGAAAAGAAGAAAAGAACAGUUGCUGCUACCAGCUAG